AACAAGCCCGGAGCAGAUGGUGCUCUGCCUUCGCUUGGCCAUCAGUGACAGACAGGCGCUCUCAGCCAAUGACCUGCUGGGGAAUCAGCUGACCGGUCCGGACAGCGCCAGGUGUUUUCAUCAUUUUUCUUCUCCAGCCAUAGGAGGAGCGAGCGGCGGCGGCGCGGAGGGAUAUCGGGGCGACACACCGGUCGGUGGUGGCUUGCAGCAGGUUGGAGCUCUCACUGCAGACAGCAGCAUGUCUCUCUCCGAGGCGCCCUGGGACUGAGCGGAUACACAAGCGACGUAUCGCUGUAAACAGCCGCCAGCUGAACCCACUAGGUUACAGGAAUAUGUGCUGUUAGAUUCUUUGACGAGACCGUUCACUUGGCACAAUAACAUUUUCCUCACUUGCUGUUGUGUAUUGACUCGUAUAUCUGGAUAAAGGAUCGUGCGCUUGGGAACAUCGAAACAAGAUUAUCCUGCAGCUCCAAGAUCCUGCCGUAAAAUUCUAUCUUUGGCUUGAACUGAUCAUUUCAGUGGACUGAAAGACCUAAUCAUUGGAAAAUCUGGUUGAUGACUGUAACACAUCCUUUCCCAAAGUCACUGGGCCAUCCUCCUGUCUCUCCCCAGUAUGGCUAGAUGGAGGUUAGAAUGCCUUCUUUUAGGCCAGGCAUUUGCUGGCUUGAUCCUGGUAUCAAUAGGGCUAUCUUUUGCUCAAAGCAACGAGUGUCCGCAGCUGUGUGUGUGUGAGAUCCGACCCUGGUUUACACCACAGUCCACCUACAGGGAAGCUAUCACUGUGGACUGCAAUGACCUUCACUUAACACGCAUUCCGGGGAACCUCUCCAGUGACACUCAGGUUCUCCUCCUACAGAGCAAUUACAUUGCCAGGACCAGUGAGGAGCUGGAGCAGCUCUUCAACCUGACUGAACUGGACUUGUCCCAGAACAAUUUCAGUAGCAUUCGGGAUGUUGGCCUCACCAAUAUGUCUCAGCUCACCACACUUCAUCUGGAGGAGAACCAGAUUACAGAAAUGCCCGAUUAUUGUCUGCAGGACCUCAGCAACCUGCAGGAGCUCUACAUCAAUCACAAUCAGAUUAACACCAUUUCCACCAAUGCCUUCUCUGGGCUCCACAACUUGCUCAGACUUCACCUCAACUCCAACAAGCUCAAGACCAUUAACAGUCAGUGGUUUGAAUCUACACCCAAUCUGGAGAUCCUCAUGAUUGGAGAGAACCCUGUUGUUGGAAUUAUGGAUUUUAACUUCAAGCCACUAGGCAACCUGAGAAGCCUGGUUCUUGCUGGGAUGGAUUUGACAGACAUUCCUGGAAAUGCCUUUGUGGGACUUGACAAUCUUGAGAGCCUUUCUUUCUAUGACAAUAAGCUGGUCCAAGUUCCUCAGAGAGCCCUUCAGAAGCUACCUAACCUCAAGUUCUUGGAUUUAAACAAAAAUCCAGUGCACAAGAUUCAGGAAGGAGAUUUCAAGAACAUGCUGAGACUGAAGGAGCUGGGUAUAAACAACAUGGUAGAGCUUGUUUCUAUUGACCGUUAUGCUUUGGACAACCUUCCUGAGCUCACUAAGCUGGAGGCUACAAACAAUCCCAGAUUCUCCUACAUUAACCGUCAGGCCUUUCGCGAUGUCCCAGCCUUGGAGAGUCUAAUGCUAAACAGCAACGCCCUGAAUGCUCUCUAUCAGUCCACAGUGGACUCCCUCCCCAACUUGCGUGAGAUCAGCAUUCACAGCAACCCUCUUCGCUGUGACUGCGUCAUCCAGUGGAUGAGUUCUAACAAAACCACUGUUCGUUUUAUGGAACCUCUGUCCAUGUUUUGUGCCAUGCCACCAGAGGCCAGGGGUAUGCAUGUGCGGGAGGUGCUGCAGAAAAACUUAGCAAACCAGUGCCUGCCUAUGAUUUCACAUGAUACCUUCCCCAGCCACCUUAAUUUGGACAUUGGCAUGAUAGUGGACUUGGACUGCAGGGCGCUGUCCCAGCCUGAGCCUGAAAUCUACUGGGUGACACCGAUGGGGAACAAGGUAAUGAUGGAUACACUGUCCGACAAGUACAGCCUUAGCAGUGAAGGCACACUGAGAAUUUCUCACGUGCAAGUAGAAGACUCUGGCAGAUAUACCUGUGUGGCUCAAAACUCAGAGGGAGCUGACACAAGAGUGACAGUUAUACGAGUGAACGGCACUCUGUUAGACAGCUCCCAGCUUAUGAAGAUCUACGUCAAACAGACAGAAUCUCACUCAAUCCUGGUCUCAUGGAAGAUCAACUCCAAUGUAAUGACCUCUAACCUGAAGUGGUCAUCUGCCACCAUGAAAAUAGACAACCCACAUAUUACUUACACUGCCAGGGUACCUGUGGAUGUCCAUGAGUACAACCUUACACAUUUACAACCAGCUACUGAGUAUGAGGUGUGCCUCACCGUCUCCAACAUCCACCAACAAACACAGAAGUCAUGUGUGAAUGUGACAACUAAGCAAGCAACCUUCACUGUGGAAAUAUCUGACCAAGGGACCAACACUGCUCUCACAGCAGUCAUGGGAACAAUGUUUGCAAUCAUCAGCCUGGCCUCUUUGGCUGUGUAUAUUGCAAAGAGAUGGAAGAGGAAAAACUAUCACCACUCUCUAAAAAAGUACAUGCAGAAAACCUCGUCAAUACCACUAAACGAGUUGUAUCCUCCUCUUAUCAACUUAUGGGAGGCGGACAGUGACAAGGAGAAGGAGGGUUCUUCUGAGACCAAACCCAGCCAGGUGGACACCACACGCAGCUAUUACAUGUGGUGAAAGCUACUAACUGUCCAGUGAGUGACAGAGACACUUUUAUUUCAGGAGCACAAAUAUACAUAUUAGCUUCUUUGUGUAAAAGUAAACUAAGUCAUUUUUUUCCUUCAUGUUUCCUUUUGAUUUCAUUGAUCCUCUCAGACUUUCUCUCUGAAGCAAAUGCUUUUUAGAUCUUUAGUUUAGCAUAAUGCUUUUUUUUUUUUAACCUCUUGCCCAUUUUGAAACAUAGUAGGGCAGCUUUGUUUAGCUUCCUGGACUUAGUAGUCACUGUGCUUUAUUUUUAGUACAUUUUGAUGAACACAGCAUGAGUAUUGUCAUGGAUUCAGUGUGUGUGUGUGACAGAGCUCUUGGAGAUUUCAACUUUUCCUUCUCUUGUAAAAGA
Molecule: messenger RNA, 3146 nt
Organism: Monopterus albus (swamp eel)
Lineage: Eukaryota; Metazoa; Chordata; Actinopteri; Synbranchiformes; Synbranchidae
Gene: lrrn1
Product: leucine rich repeat neuronal 1
Exons: 2
Coding region: 614-2767 (717 amino acids)
Cellular component (GO): extracellular matrix
Molecular function (GO): protein binding
Source: RefSeq, a predicted model, not a curated record